Molecule: messenger RNA, 1167 nt
Organism: Penaeus indicus
Lineage: Eukaryota; Metazoa; Arthropoda; Malacostraca; Decapoda; Penaeidae
Product: probable G-protein coupled receptor Mth-like 1
Exons: 6
Coding region: 130-753 (207 amino acids)
Biological process (GO): G protein-coupled receptor signaling pathway
Cellular component (GO): membrane
Molecular function (GO): G protein-coupled receptor activity
Source: RefSeq, a predicted model, not a curated record
CCUUCUCUUCCUCAUCAUCAUUCUCUUUAUCAUUAUUUUUUAUCUACUUUUAUUUAUUUAUUUAUUUUUUAAAUUCUAGCCACAUUUUGCCUGACGUUCAUCCUUGCGACGUUCUUCUGGCUGAACAUCAUGUACUUCCGUAUCUGGUCAGAGCUCAGGUCCCCCAGCCAUGACAAGCCUAAGACCAGCUUGUUCCUUGGUCUCUGCGCCUAUGGCUUCGGCGGACCUCUGCUGGUGGCGACAGUGGGUCUCGGGAUGGAUCUCGCAAAAGCAGAUGGUAUCAGGCCGAAUUUCGUCUUCCCCUUCUGCUGGUUCAACGAUUCCAAGUCUCGUUGGGCUUAUCAGUACGGCAUUAUCCUGGCGCUCCUCAUUGUGAACCUAAUACUCCUAGUGUGGUCUGCCAUCCUCUCGGCAAGGAAAACGAAGUCGUGGCUGAUUCACCGAGCAUCUGACAAGAAUCAAGGAAUUACCCUCUUCUUCUGGCUCUUCCUCAUCAUGGGAGUCGCUUGGAUACUUGAAGUCAUUUCAUGGCAGGUACCGGGCCAAUGCAGUAUCUGGAUAAUUGUGUUCGAUAUCGUCAACGCCUUACAGGGAGUCUACGUCUUCUUGGCUGCCGUUAUUUUCAGGAAGGACUUAAAGUUACAAGGCUGGCGAUGGACCCGAGUGCCUACGGACGACCGAGCCCCUUCCAACGGACGGUAUGCGACCAGCAACGUGGAACUCGAUCAGCCGGCAACUCGAAGUGCCGAGUGAAUCCUGGAACUGCUUCGUUUCGAGAGAACAUGUUUCGUGUUUUUUUCGUCUCUUCUUCGCCGUCGUUUUCUCCUUUCUGUAUCUCUUCCGUUCUAAAUUUCUCCUCUUUUCUUGUUUUGUUUUUUUGUUUUUUCAUCUUGGUUUAUUGACGUGGCAGAUGUAUUUAGAUAAAAUGGUCUAAUAAUAUUUUCAUUCUUUCUCUCUUUGUUGUUGUCUCUUCUGAUUUUUUUUUAUUCUCUCGCUCGCUCGCUCUCUAGCCAACAGUUGUGCCUUUACUACAACAAUAUGCAAAUAAGCUCGGGAAGAGUUUAUUUGUUCUAUCUUCAAUUAUUUUGGUUGUAAAUUUCGACGUAUAAAAUGUUAGGUAUGAAGUUAUACUCACUCACACACGAUCAAUAUUUUCAUUAUUUCCAU